This is a messenger RNA of Crotalus tigris (Tiger rattlesnake), 1935 nucleotides long. It is a transcript of the gene ANKRA2, whose product is annotated as ankyrin repeat family A member 2. NCBI's taxonomy places the organism in Eukaryota, Metazoa, Chordata, Lepidosauria, Squamata, Viperidae. The record is from RefSeq and is a predicted model, not a curated record. Gene Ontology annotation, cellular component: nucleus. Gene Ontology annotation, biological process: regulation of gene expression. The transcript is spliced from 9 exons. Gene Ontology annotation, molecular function: protein binding. Bases 619 to 1563 code for a protein of 314 amino acids.
UCUCCACUGCGUAUACAAGGAAGCAGGGGAUAGAAGAAGAGGUUGUGAAGACUAAGCAGACUAAACCCUUGUCCCGGGCUCUCGAACUGUUUCUGAGCUUCAACCCUCCAGGAAACCACGAGAGGGCAGCAAGGAAACAACUAAGUCUAGUAUCUGCUGCCGCGUGUUGCCCUCUCGUGGUCUUCUGGAGGCUUGCAGUCCAGAUGAGGUAAUCGUAGCAGCAGAGACGGCCCUCGUUUCUGUGCUCUUCGGCGGAAGUGACGUCAUGGAACGGAAUAACAACAGCAGCGGAUUGGCGUGCAAUGUGAGAAACGAACUGAGACAAUGGAGUUGAAAGAAGGCGAGGUGGAAGAGGAGGAAUUCGGCGACCUGUGGAAGUGAAGCCGGAGAGACGGUGAACAGAAGCGUCUGCGCCAUACAAGAGUCUAGUGGCGAAAUUUAGAUCGGAAAGACCCAGGUCAGCUUAAGUCGGGGCUGUGAACGUGGGGUUGCUCCUUCUGCAGCCCACUGGAUGCUGGUUCUGCAGCUAUAGAUUAUUAGAAAUCACAAACACUGAUACUGAAAAAGAGAAUACAUCAAAUACCUUGAGAAACAAAUUACAUAAUUGAAAUUCAGAUCAUGGAGUCCUCAACCAAUCUAGAUGCUGAUACCCAGCUAAUUGUGGAAGAUUGUGCUGGCACCUUUAGCCUGUCUCAUAUGCCAGAUAUUAAAGUUGAACAUCACCACCUUGAGUCCAGUGUGGAAGAAGGACCACCUCAGAGUGUUGCCAUGGGAAUGAAAUUCAUUUUGCCCAAUAGGUUUGAUAUGAAUGUGUGUUCUCGAUUUGUCAAAUCAUUAAAUGAAGAGGAGAGCAAAAAUAUUCAAGAUCAGGUGAACUCUGAUCUUGAAGUCGCUUCAGUAUUAUUUAAAGCUGAGUGCAAUAUCCACACUUCUCCUUCUCCUGGGAUUCAAGUGAGACACGUCUAUACCCCAUCAACUACUAAGCAUUUUUCACCUAUCAAGCAGUCAACUACCUUAACUAACAAGCACAGAGGAAAUGAAGUCUCUACAACACCUUUGCUUGUAAACUCUCUGUCUGUUCACCAGCUGGCAGCUCAGGGAGAAAUGUUGUACUUAGCUACACGUAUAGAACAAGAAAAUGUUAUCAAUCAUAUGGAUGAAGAAGGUUUUACUCCUCUAAUGUGGGCUGCAGCUCAUGGGCAAAUCGCAGUAGUAGAAUUUCUACUCCAAAAUGGUGCAGACCCACAAAUCUUGGGGAAAGGUCGAGAGAGUGCACUGUCGUUAGCAUGUAGUAAAGGAUAUACAGACAUUGUCAAGAUGCUACUGGAUUGUGGAGUUGAUGUAAAUGAAUAUGACUGGAAUGGUGGUACACCCUUGCUCUAUGCUGUUCAUGGGAAUCAUGUGAAAUGUGUCAAAAUACUCUUAGAACAUGGUGCUGAUCCAACUGUAGAAACGGAUUCUGGAUAUAAUUCUAUGGAUCUUGCUGUAGCCUUGGGCCAUCGUAGUGUUCAACAGGUUAUUGAGACUCAUUUAUUAACACUCCUUCAAAAUAUCAAGGAAUAAUAUUAUAGCUAUGGAAUAAAAGAAGAAAUGGACUUCAUUUGAAUACUGAUCAGUACAAAAGUAUUUUUUAAUUGGUAACUUAGUCCAUUCCUCAUUCUUACUACUUACUAAAUGUGCUUGAAAUUGUUAGUGGCAUGCAUAUUUAGCAGUUGAUUAUAAGUAGAAGAAACUGCCUUUUGUCCCAGCAAACUUUUCCUGUACCAUAGUGCUGGUUUAUUGUUCCAAUAUUUCAUAGUAGGGUCUAUGACCAUGGUGGUGAACCUAUGGCACACGUGCCACAGGUGGCACGCCGCGCCCUCUCUGGGGGCACGUGCGCCAUCGCCCUGGUCCUAGGCCUUCAGCUGGGUUUUAUAAAACCUUUUUGCUUUAGGC